AUGAAAUAAGAGGAUCUUAACUAUUUGACUUAUGGAUCUGUUAUUUCAAUAUCACAUGUAUAGGAUGAUCACUCUUUCAUAACAACAGAUGGUUUUGCCAAGCGAGCAGUUUUUUUAAAGAACUUUGUACUAAUAUAGCAUUUAUAUAAAUAAGCAUCAUAUAGAUGUCGUUGACACAAAAUAGUUAGGGAAAAUGAAAAGUCGACCAUAUUAUAACACAUUAUUUUAGAUAUUUCCAAAAUUUACAAAUAAUACCAAAUAGGAAAUUUUAAAGGAACUAAUUGGAGAAGAAUAAGAAGAGGAAAGUUUACCAGCUAUUCAAAAUAUUUUAGAAAGCAUUUAAAAAUAAUAGAAAGUAGAUGAAAAGACAAUGAUAUCGAAGGAUUAAAUAUAGAGUUUCUCUCAGAAGUUAUUAUAAGAGUUUAAAUAUAAUCUUGACACAUUUGAAAAAGUAUUCAUAUUUCUAAUGAAUUUAGUCGAAAGCGCAUAAGGUUUCAUAUAAAUCUCAUAUUUAAUUGUUGCAUUUAGCAUCAUCAAAAUUUUUAGCUUGUCAUUAAAAAGAGGCUAGAGUAGAAAGUUCAAAUUACAAAAUAACUUUGGAUGAAUUACCUAGUGAUUCAUCAUUAUUUAAAAUUUUACCAGCAUAUAAAUAUUAGAAAGAAGGAGAAUAAGUAAUUUAUGCAAGUGAUAUUGUAUAUAUUGUAAGAGCAACAUCUUUUAUGAAUAAAUUGACAUUUUUACAUGCUUCUCAAGAGAUGGGUAAUUAUGGCAAGAGUUAAAGAAAAAAGAAAAGUGAUGAAGAUCUAAUGGCCUAUAAAAAUGAUAAGGAUAUUAUAAAAAGAGAAGUAAAUGCUGCAUUAGAUGAAGAGAAUUAAACUUAAUGGAGAAUUUCAGUAUAUUCUGAUUAUGUUCCUGAAACAUCAGGAUUUUUAAAAUGUGGUGAUGUAAUUUGGUUGCAUCAUUCUGAAACUAAUACAACUGUAGCUGCUACUAGAAAAGGUAAACCUGUUGAUUAAAAGAAUUUUUAAUCAUUUAAUUUAGUUGAAUGGUUAAAAGUUGAAAAUGUCGAGUUGAAUGUAUUGAAUGGUUCAACUAAAGAAAGUUAUGAUGAAUAUACAGGAGAUACUCAUUCUAUGUGGAUUAUUGAAUCUGAAAUUUAUAAAGAAGGAGGAAUUGUAGUAUUUGAUAAAAAAUAUAGAUUUAAACAUUUCACAUCUGGAUUAUAUUUAUCAGGAACCAAAGAUAAAUUUACAUUAGAUAAAUAAAGAAUUCCUUAAACAUUAUUUUAUUUUAGUUAAUUAAGAAAUUCUAAAGUCAAAGAAAAAUAUGUCAAAAGAGGUAAUUAUGUUUAUAUUUGUCAUGAUAAAUAUGUACCUUCUGGUACUAACAAUAAUGAAGAUAAUAGUUUUUGGGUUGAUAUUCAAUAUGGAAAAAAUUAAAGAUUAUAUCCAAUUCUUCAUCAAGAAUUACAUAAAACUGAUCAAAGUGUUUUUAAACUCUAUGCUAGUAGUAGUAAUGAUGUUUGGGAGAUUUCAUUUGUAUUAAGUUGUGCUAAGACACUUACAAAUUAUCUUGAUGAUAUUUAAAGAUUAAAAUGGGAAAAUGAUGUUUAGGAUAAAGAAAUUCUUAAAGAUCAUUUAUUAAAAAUUUAAACAACAAAAUAAUGCAUAGAAGAUAUAAAUAAUUUUUGUAAUAAUAGAUUAAUAAAUUCAACUCCUGAAUAAAAAUAUGGAACUAUCAAUCCAUUCAGAUAAAAAUUAUUAAAGGAAUAAUAUUAUAUUGAUUUAUUAAUAAAAAUACUAGUUUAACAAUUAAAGCCUGAUGAUUUAAUAGUUUGGAGUAGAAGAUUUAUGAUUAUUUAAAUGCAAGAUAUAUAAUAAUAAUAAGAAAAAAUGAGUAAUACAGAAUAAACAAAUAAAAAAUAAGGAUUAAAAGAUCAUGAAGUUUUGGCUUAUAUUGCUUAUAAAAUAAAUAUGAAUCAAUCUAUUUAUACACUUUUAACUUCUAUUUGUAAAUAAAAUCCAGAAAAUGAGAAUUACACUUUUGAUUUAAUUGGACAUUUUUUAGAACAUUGUAGAUAUAUACCUGAAGCAAUUAAAUGUAUGAUCUCAAUAAUAGGAAAUAAUUAAGAAUUGCUUAAUUUGUUAUCAGCAAAUAUGAAAAUUGAAUAUAAUCCAAAAGAGUAAUAAUUGUUUGAGCCUGAUGAAGAAAAAUUGUAGUUGCAUAAUAAUAAAAUAUAAAACAAUUUUCUAAUUUUUUUCUUAAAUUUAUUAGAAACAGAAGAAUAAGCACAUAAGGCAGAUUUUUUAACAUUCUUAAGAGAAAUGUGUAUAUACAAUAGUUAAGGAAUUAAUUAAAAUUAAGAAGCCAUUUAUAAAUUAUUAAAGAAGCAUAAUCAUAAAAAGAUUUAAUUGAUUAAAGAUAAAGAGGAUCCAGAUAAAAUAUCAUUAAAAGAUGGAAAACUAAUGAUUCCAUUUAAAUUAUAAAAUGAUCCUAAAGAAAUGUAUUUUAUAAAUGAAUAAUUGUAAUUUUAUGCUGAUGUAUCAUAUGGAAGAAAUCAUUUAUGGAAAUAAGAAUUAGAAUAGUAUUUUAGUAAAGAUUUUCUAUUUUAAAAUAUUUGGUAGGAUGAUGGGAAUAAAACAUAUGCAGUACUUUAAGCAGCAUUAUGUAAGAUUGCAAUGAGUCUUUAUAUUGAUCAUGAUCCACUAAAUAGAGUCUAAUUACCUAAAUAUUGUAAUCUCUAUAAGAGUAUUGAUAAACCAAUAGAAGCUCAUUAAGUGAAUGUUUAUACAUCUUUAAUUGAAGAUUUAUUUAAAUAUUUAUAGGAAAAUAAAUAAUAGAUAGUUGAAACGCUUGAUCCAAAAGAUAGUGGAGACAAUAAUAAAGAUUAUGAUGCAUUGGAUGGAAAUGAUGAAAAGAGUUUAUUGAUAAAUGAAUUAUUAUACAAUUCUUGUUAAAUGAUGUAAUUGGUUUUAGAAUUAGAUGUAUUUACAUUUUUAGAUAAAGAAUCAAAUUUUUAUUAUAAGUAGAUAAUAGAUAUUGUUAUUCAUUACUUCUUUUAUGAUUUUAAUUAAUUAUCAUUAAUGAGAAGUGUAUACAAAGUUCAAAAAUAAGAAAUAACUUAAAGAAAAUAAAGGAAGGAAGUAAAUCCUUUAGGAAUAGGUUUAAAUUUAGGAGCUAAUUUAAUAAGUAUGGCAAAUCCAAUGAAUUUAAAUUUGAAUAUAUUUGGAUCAGAUGAAGAAUAAAAAUCAGAAUCUGAAGAGGAAGAAUAGGUUGAUGAAGGUAUUGUAGAUGAUGUUUAGAUGUAUACUAAUCCUUUGAUGAGAGGAUUUAUUAAAUUAGAAAAUGAACUUUAGAGUUCACUAAAAACAAGAGAAGAAACUGGAUCAAGUUCUUUGGAAAUUAAAAUUAAAUUGACUUUAUGUGAUAUAAUGGAUAGAUUUUUAGAUAUGAGAUAAAAUUAUUUAAUGUUAAAUAGUUUAGCUUUUUUUAAAAAAUAAAUUAUUGAUAAAAUCUAAGAAGCCAUUCAAUAAAUAAAAUUACCAAAAGAAAAAGAAGAAUUAUUGGCUGGAUUAACAGAGGAAGAUUUCAAAUUUUAAAAGAUUUAAUUAUUUGUUUAAAGAAAGACAGAUUCAAAUUUAUUAGGAUUAUUACCAAAUAUAGCUAAAACAGGUUUAAAAGAUGUAGAUGAAAAAGAAGAGAAAUAAGAUGCAUUUGGAAUUGGAGCAUUAAAUUUCUUAAAUAAAUUAGCUGAAACUAAACCAGAAUCUGAAGAGUUUAAAGUAUUUACAUAGAAUUAGAUGUUAAUAUAUGAUUUAGAUUAAUACUUUUCAUUAAAUUUACCUUAGGAAGAUAUAAGUAAAAUAUCAAAUCCGAUUGGAGUUGUGUUACCUUUUUUAUUAAUAAACUUUUCGUAAAUUCAUGAAGAAGAAUUAGAAAAAAGAUGUUUGGCAAUAAUUAUGAGAUUAUUUAAUUAUAGAGAGGAACUUUGUAAUAAUUUAUUAAAGUUAUAACUUGUAAGUGAUCCAGCAAAAAGUAGGUUAUAUGAAUUUCUAAGUGAUAAAGUCUUAAGAUUAAAUCAAUUAAUUGAUAGAUCUGAAGUAUGGUUAGCUGAAUAUCUCAAAAAUAUUAAAAAGAAUGAUUUAGAGGAAACUUUAGAUAUUAUAGAUAAUUUUAGAUAAGGAUUUUUCAAGGAUACUUAAAUAUCCUCAAAAAUAAUAUCAGGAACUUAAGAGAUAGAUUAAGAGAAAUAAAAUUUAAUGAAUGCUUUAAAAAUUUAUGUUCCUAUUUUGAAUUUGAUUCGAGAUUAAUUAUAAUCAUUGGAUUUUCAUCUUGAUAAUUUAAAAGAUAUCUAAAGAAAACAAAGACUAGCUUAAUUAUUUAUUUAUGCAUUUUAAUUUUUAACUAAUUUCUGUAAAAAUAAUCAUGAAAAUUAAAUAUUGUUAUCAUAAUAUAUCAAUUAUUUUGAAAAUAUGCAUUUAGAAGUAGGAUAAAUUCCUUUGAUUUGUGAAAUAUAUAAAGAUAACCAAAAACUUUUGACAUCAAUAAAUAGAAAUGAUAGAGUUUUUCAUAGAUUUGUAGAAUUAAUUUAUUAAAGUGGAAGAAAAGCAUAGUUCUUAGACUUUUUUUUAACAAUUAUAAAAUAAGGAAAUAAAUAUAUAUUUGAUAAUUAAUUACUUGUAUUAAAUACAUUUUUAGAAAAAGAAGAAUUGUUAUUUACAGAGAAGAAUGAAUUUAUAUUUGAUGGGGAUAUAUAAUUAUAACAUUCAGAUUUACUAUCAGAUUUAGGAUCUAGUCCUCCUAUGAAUUAACCAUUUCUUUAUCAUUCAAAGUUACUAGAUUUAUUAUUAUAAUGUACUUAGAUACAAGUUAUUGAAGGUGAUUAAAAGGAUAAUUUUACAAUAAAUAUUGCUAAAUUAAAAAAGAAAUUUACUGUUUAAUAUAUUAUGUAAUUAUUAUGUAAAACAGAUUCUUUUACAAAUAGAAAUCCAUCUAUGUAAGAGUAAGGAUUUGGAUUAAUAAAAAAAUAAUUAUGGAUAUUUUUUAUGCAUGUACAUAUUAUAAGUGAGAAAAGUCAUAAUGUUGGAAAAGAGAUUCAAAAUGAUAUACUUAAAGUUAUAGAAUUUGAAAUGAAAAGAUUAGAACAUAUUACAUUUGAAAGCUUUUUAGUGAGAUAUUUUGAUUUUUUAAUAGAUGCUAUUUUACCAUUAUUUACAAAUUAUUUAAUUAAAAAACAAUAAUUGAUUCAUUAGGAUGAUGAUGAUGAUGGAAAUGAUUAAGAAUAAAAAGAUAUUGCUGCUUUAUAACAAUUUGCUAAAAUUCUAUCAUCUAAAAUAUUAAAUUUUGGAAAGUAUAUAACAAGAAAAAAGCAUGUUGUUAGUUUGAUUGAAUUUUAUAAAUAUUUUCCAUUAACAAAUAUGGGAAAAUGUUGUUCAUCUGCAUCUGUUUAAAGUUAAUAAAAAUAGAUAGAAGAUUUAGGAGAAUUUAAUAGUUUAAGAGAUAUGUUAUCAAAUAUAUAAGCUGGAGCUAAUGAUAUUUAUUAAACAGAUCCUAAUGAAUAAAUGAUUUAAGAAUAAAAUGGAAUUUAAUAAAAUGCUGGAGAUAUUCAUGCACCUAAAACAAUAUUUUAAAGCAAUGCUGUUAAAUCAAAGAUAGGAAUAAUGUCAGCACUUUCUUCUAAUAAAAAAUAAAAAGAAGAAUCUAUAAUUGAAGUUGAAGUUGAAUAAGGGGAAAUAGAAAAAAUAUCUUUUGCUUGGGAAGAGUUUGUUAAUCAUUUAUGUUUAAGUGAAAAAAGUAAAACUCAUAUUUAAGAAGAAAUUCAAAAGUUAUCAGAAGCAAUUGUUAAAUUUGAAUAGUAUUUUGGGAAUCCAAGUGAUAAAAAUGAUAAGAAUGAAAAAAUAUUAAAAGUUGAAUAAACUUUAUUAUUAAAGAAAUUGAUUAAGUUUUUAAGUUAUGCAAUUAAUAAUAACUAAAAUAAUAAAUCAAUUAUUACACUUUUAGGAGUUUUAAGAAAAGUUAUUGAAGGAAAACCAAAAGAAGAAAAUAAAGAAGAAGUUAAAGCUGAGGAUGAAAAUGAUGAAAUGGAAGAAAUGCAAACUUUAUUUAAUAAAUUAGGAGCAACUAGAAUGGUAUUAACUGUUUUAAGUGAAUCAAUCAAUCUUGAUAGUGAAAUGUUAAGGAAUUUCUUGAUGUUUAUUAAUACUCUAUUAUCAGGGGGUAAUAAUAAAGUUUAAAGAACUAUUUUUGAAUUUAUGAAAACAUAUCCAAAAAGUGAGGUUAUAUUUAAUAGAUUAAAUAAUGUAAUUUAAGCUUAAAUAAAAUAAAUUACCAUGAAGGCUAAAGAUAAAAAGGCUGAAGAGCAAUAAUAAAUGAAUCCAGUUUAAUAAUCAGAAGAUAAUAAUAUAUAAGAAUUAAAAUAGUAAUAAGAAUUAGAAUUAUUAUUAACACAAGUUCUAAGAUUUUUAUAGAAUUGUUGUGAAGGUCAUUAUUUAGAUUUAUAGAAUUAUAUUCGUUUACAAACAAACUCAAGAAAUUCAUAUAAUAUGAUUAAUUAAGUAGCUGAAUUACUAUUAACAUAUUAUUAUAAAGAUAAAGCAUAAUAUGAAAAUAUGGUAUUAUGUUUAGAUACAUUAAAUGAAUUAGUCUAAGGUCCUUGUCCUGAAAAUUAAAUAGCAGUUGCAGAUUCUAAAUUCUUUGAAAUAGCUUCAGAUCUAUUUGGAUCAAGAAAAGAUAAGGAUGCAGCAAAUAAAGCUUAAACUAUGGCAUCUAACAUAAAAACUUCAAAAACAUAAAGUAGUAAAAUGAUGACUUUUAAAACUUCAAGAUAUUAAAAAUAAUAAAAGGGAUCAGAAUUAAAAGUUUGGUAAAUUGAAAGAAUGCAAACAAAAUGUUUAAUUUUAAUAUUAUCUUUGAUUGAAAUGAGAGAAAUAUCAGAUUCAAAUCCAAUUAUUAAAAGAAUUAUGAGACAUUUAACACCAAGUUUAUUAUAAAAACAUAUGGUCAAAUGUUUUGAUAAAUAUGAAAAAUAAUGUAAAGAAGGUUAUUAAAUAGAGGUUUUAGAUAGAAUAAAAGAAGAUCCAGAAUCUGUUAAAUAAGAUGAAAAGGCAAAGGAAGAAAAAUAUUAUGAAUUAAUUUUAUAAAAAGGUUUUUAUAUCUACUUUUUAAUGAGUUAUUACAUGCAAUCAGAGAGGAAUGUUGAAAAUUAAUUUGUUUAGAUGUAUAGAGCUAAUACAAGAAAAAAGUUAAAAUAAGAUAAAGGAACAUUAGAAGAUCUAUUAUUUGGAGAUAAUAUUGUAGGAUAAUUAGUCAGUUUUGUAAUGUCAUUUGUAAAUAGUUGGAUUGAUUUAAUGAAUUAAAUUAAAAAAGAAGCUUAAAAAUAGAUGGCUGGUUAAAAUUUGACAUAAGAAUAAUUAGAUAAAUAAGAAAGAGAAAAAAAAGCUGAAAAAAUUAAAUUAGUAAAGAAAGCUUUUGAUUUUUUUUAUAAAAAUAGUGCUUCUAUUGAAGUAAUUAGAAAUAAUGAAAUUGAAAUUGUUUAUUUUAUACUCUUACCUUAUACACAUAAUUUGCCUAAAGAAUAAAAAUAGGAAUUUCAUGAAAAUGUAGAUAGAUCAUCUACAAAAUCAAAAGUUUAAUUUUUAGUUUAAGAAUCAGAAAGAUUAAUAGAAAUAUGUGAACAUGAAGAAUAAUUAAGAAGAAUUUUUUAAAGAUAAAAGUUUUUAGCUCUAUUUGCUAAUUAUGUGAAAUUAUGGAAAGAUUUGGCAUUCUUAUUUACAUUAUUGUUAAAUCUAUUUAUCAUAGGAUCAUUUGCUUAAAAUGAAGAAGGAAAUAGAAUAACUGAUUUUAGAUUAUUUAGAGAUGAAUAAUAUUCACCACAAUAAACAAGAAAUAUUUUCUUGAUUUGUGGUACAAUUAUGGCUUGUUGUUCUAUAUUUGUUGUAGCUUUUUUUUUAUUUAAGAAUGCUCCUUUAAUAAUUAAAAAGGCUUGGAAAACAAAAUUACCUUUUGAAGAUAAGUUUACAUAUUGGCCAAUUUAAUUGAUCUAUAAAUUAUUUAAAUUAUUGGCAGUACUAUUUUACAUUCUCAAAGAAAUAGAAGUUGUAUAUUAUUUAGCCUAUGGAACAUUAGCUGUUAUAGGAACAGUAUUGCAUCCUUUUUUCUUUAGUUUUCACUUAACAGAGAUUUUGAUCCGUUAUCCAACAUUAAAGAAUGUUAUUAGAUCUGUAUGGGAACCUAAAUAAUAAUUAGCACUAACAUUAGUUCUAUUUAUAAUUCUUGUAUACGUAUAUGGACUUAUAGCAUAUACAUUCUUUUUCGAAGAUUAUAAAGGAAAAUGUUAAUCUACAUUAUUUUGUUUUUUAUUUACAUUUGAUUGGACAUUUAAAGCUAAUGGUGGAGUAGGAGGAUACCUAUCAGAUUUAGAAGAUGAAAAUGUUGUAGAUAAAUAUCGUGUUGGUAGAUUUGUAUUUGAUAACACUUCAAAUAUUUUCUUAGUUAUUAUUAUGGUUAAUAUUGUGGCAGGAAUUAUUAUUGAUACUUUUGGAUCUUUAAGAGAAGAAGAAAGUGAUAAGGUUAGAGAUAUUGAGGAUAAAUGUUUUAUUUGUGGAAAUUUAAAAACUAUUUUUGAUAGAUUAUCAGACUCAUCAUCUAUGGGAGGUGGCUUUGAUCAUCAUAUAAAAGUUAAUCAUUAUAUGUGGAAUUAUGUUUUUUUUAUGGCAUAUCUCAAAUAUAAAGAUCCAACUGAUUAUACUGGAAUAGAGUAGUUUGUAUGGGAAAAAAUAUAAAGAAAAGAUUUAACUUGGUUUCCAUUUAAUAAAGCUAGAGAAUUAUAAGACCUUAAAUAAGAUGAAGAAGAAGAAUCUAAAAAAAUAGAACGCAUUUCUACUGAUGUAUUAUUUAUUUAUAUUUUUAAGAUGGGUAAUAUAAUGGAUUAAAUGAGAUAAGCUAGUUAAAUGUUGAAUUCCAUCAAAAAUAGAAAAUAAUUAACAAAUGCUUCUAAAUAACAUGCUGAUUAGUUAUGA
Molecule: messenger RNA, 9017 nt
Organism: Paramecium sonneborni
Lineage: Eukaryota; Ciliophora; Oligohymenophorea; Peniculida; Parameciidae
Source: the annotation of a GenBank genome assembly